CGUCACAUAAAUUAAGGAAAAUCGGACCUAACCAAUUAACAAUUUUCAAUCUCGUCCGGAGGCACAACAAACAAUCAACGAUCGAUGAUGAACGAGGAGGACGGCAAGCCCGGUGGCAGCAUCUUCAGCUUCGACCAAUGCAACCAAUGUCCCGGCCGCAAAUCCUCCGCCGCCGCCGCUUUUGCCAAUUUGACCGUAGAGAUGAUCGAGCUGGACCAGUCGUCGAAGGAGUACACCAGCUUCAAGAACCUGCUCCGCACGGCGUCCAUGUUGUCACCGGUCGGCCGCAAUUCCAGCUGGGAAGACAUCCCGCUCAAGGAUCCGAUCGUCAAGCAGGCCGCCUGGGCCUACUUGCAGCCGAUGACCCCCUCGGCGGGGGAAGAUUACCCCGGCGGGGGGAUUUUCGGGAUUUUCCGGAGGGCCAAGGAUAACAAGUCUCGAUUUUCCUCGCAUCAGGGUGAGUGCGGGUGCCUCGCGUGGCUGAACGAAGUCGUUGUGAAAGGAGUUUUGCAAUUGCUAUCGGGGAAGAAGAGAAUGGAGUUUUUGCCGGAAGAAGAGAAAGAGAACACCGUCGGCCGAGGAUACUGCGGCGACGGCGAGAAGGCUGACUGAAUUAGAAAAAGGAGGUUGACACUUGACUGUGGCACAAUUGUAAGUACGAAGUUGACUCCUUUUCUUCCCUUUUUCUUACUUCCACAGCUACUUUGGGAAUUGGGAUGGACUUCUUUGGGGGAGUUAACUUUAGAUAACUAGUUUGAUACAGUAAAUCAAUUGAACGAUU
Molecule: messenger RNA, 781 nt
Organism: Linum trigynum
Lineage: Eukaryota; Viridiplantae; Streptophyta; Magnoliopsida; Malpighiales; Linaceae
Source: the annotation of a GenBank genome assembly